AUGAACCUCCUCCUCAUCAACAGAAGACCAAGGAGAGAACCCCUUCUCAUCAACAGAAGAACCAAGAGAAUGAACCACCUCCUCAUCACAGAAGACCAAGGAGAUGACCACCUCCUCAUCAACAGAAGACCAAGAGAAGAACCACCUCCUCAUCAACAGAUGACAAAGGAGAAGAACACCUCGCUCAUCAACAGAGACCAAGGAGAUGAACCACCUACCCAACAGAAGACCAAAGGAGAUGAACCACCUUCACAUCAACAAGGGCAAGGAGAAGAAACCUCCUCCCUCAGCAACGGUGAGGAAGACCAAGAGAUGAACCACCUCUCCAUCACGCGGGGAAGACUAAGGAGAUGA
Messenger RNA from Knipowitschia caucasica, 354 nucleotides. The record is from the annotation of a GenBank genome assembly. NCBI's taxonomy places the organism in Eukaryota, Metazoa, Chordata, Actinopteri, Gobiiformes, Gobiidae.